AAAGACCAUGUACAAGCGUAUGUUAACAAAUUGUUGUGAUCUCUCAAUGUGUUACAAAUUGUAAGAACUGGAAUACUAAAUUAGAAAAUAUCAUUAAGAGAAACUUGUUGUUAAUGUUUAUCAUUCGUCAUAUUUCGCGCAGAAUUUCCAAUAUUAAAAGAAAGUUACAGAUAAGCAGCUACUGAAGGUUUAAGGAAUGGAUUAUGGGUGCAUGCUUAAGUUUAGAUGAAGAGGAACGUCGAGCUCGUUUGAGGAGUGAGGAGAUUGAUCGUCAGCUUGCUGAAUUAGCAAAACAAGAGCGGAAUGUGGUAAAAAUAUUGUUGCUAGGAGCAGGUGAAAGUGGAAAGAGUACAUUGGUAAAGCAGAUGAAGAUUAUUCACAAUGAUGGUUUCACUGAGGAAGAACUUCGAAGUUUUAGGCCUACUGUUUUAGACAACCUCCUAAGUUCAAUGAAGUAUGUGUUAACUGGAAUGGGAAUUUUGCGAAUUAACUUAGAAACUGUGAAAAACAGACACCAUGCUCAGACCAUCUUAUCCUGCCAGUGUUGUUUUGAUGAGCACUUCAUCAUGCUUCCCUUCAUAAGCAAUUCGUUGAAGAACUUAUGGAAUGAUAAGGGUGUAAGGCUGGCUGUGGCAAGAGGAUAUGAAUAUGAACUUAAUGAUUCUGCAAUAUAUCUUUUUGAAAACAUUGACAGGAUAUGUUCAGAAAAAUACAUGCCAACAGCUACAGAUGUCUUGAGAGCAAGGGUCAGAACCAAUGGAAUCAUUGAAACCCAUUUCAAAAUCAGUGAUAUGGUGUUCAGAAUGUUUGAUGUUGGUGGACAGCGCUCAGAAAGGAGGAAGUGGAUCCAGUGCUUUGACGAUGUUCGAGCUCUCCUAUUUGUAGUUGCUCUCAGUGGUUACGAUAUGAUGUUGCAGGAAGAUCCAAAUGUUAACCGUCUUUUGGAAAGCAUGAACCUUUUCUCUGCUAUUUGUAACAACAGGUUUUUCUGUGACACCUCAAUGAUAUUAUUUCUUAAUAAGUUGGACUUAUUUAGAGAAAAAAUUCUAUAUUCAGGCCGUCAUCUUCGACAUUAUGUGACUGAUUAUAAAGGUCCUGAUUAUGAUGUUGACAGUGGAGCUCUGUUUGUGCAGCACAAGUUUCAAGCCCAGAAUCGACACCCCAACAAAGUAAUUUAUCCUCACUUCACUACUGCCACCGAUACCAGUAAUGUACAGGUAGUGUUUCAGGUUGUCAUGGAUACAGUGAUUCGAGAAAACUUGAAAAGUGCCACUUUACUCUAAGUAGGUUGUUAAACUACAGUAUUGUAUAUUUUAUCUAUUGGAAGUGUCAGUGUUUGGCUGGAGGAGUAGAGCUGUAAGAAGAGAAAUAUUUCUGGCAACUAUGAAAAGUUAGUGUGGACUGCUGAAUGAAGUACUGCUGGCCUUCAGAGAGCAACACUUGUGGAAACAAUGACAGUGAUUGAUUGGUAAAUGAAAUGUUGCUAGCUUUUUAGAGUGAGAUAUUCCGGGACAUCAGAAUGAAGUACUUAUAAACUUUUGGAUAAAGUUUUUCUGACACUAGAGCCAAGUAUUGCUAUAUACUAUGAAAGUUUUGGUGAUCUACUGUAUGAAUUAUUGUAAGACAACUUGAUGAUAUAUUGGUGUAAUCUUGCAUGAAAUAUUUGCUGGUAAAUCUAAAAUGAAAUACUGAUGAAACUUGUUGAGUGAAAAUGUAUUAGAACUUGGAUCGUGUAACUUGUGGAAUUCCAGUAUUGCUGGAGAUGAAGUAGAACAAAGCAGGUAAUCUGUAUUAUUCAUCAAAAUUACAUGUGAUUUCAUUGAAUCUGAACAACUUUGAAGUUAUUGGUAUGAUUUAACUAUUUUUUGUAAAUAUGAAACUUGACUGUUAAAUGCAUAUACACACAUUACAAAUUUAUUUUUACUUUGCAUAAUUUAUUUUGUUCUGUUGGUAAUAUUCCUUCUAGUUCAAUAUCAUUACACUAAACCCAUGGGAGAUUCCAGUGUCUGUGGUUUAUUAUAGCUGUAAGCUACCUUUUCCUCUGAAGACAUGGAGGUCACCAUACUAUCAACUUGCUUUUAUCCAACAAAACUGGUGCUUUCUGUUUUUCAUUAUGAAGUUGGUGUGGCUGAUUUUUUAAUUGUAAAAGUACAAUUUCAUGGGCUUUCAGUGAUACUUAAUAUAUAUAUAUAUAUAUAUAUAUACACACACACACACACACACACACACACACACAUACAUACAUACAUACAUACAUACAUACAUACAUGAUUGAUAUAUUGAAAAAAGUACACUUUUAUGGCUUAAAAUAUUUAACUCCAAAAAUUGGCUGUUAAUUUUUUUAUGAUAAUUUGCCGAGCUAAAAUAUAUAUUUGUAGUUCAACUGCCUUUGACCCUUGUUUAUUUUAUUUUAGUUAUCUAAUCGGUGUAUUAUUUAUCCAGAAGGUAGAAUUAGUUUGGUUAAGCUGUCACAGUAAACAGCUAUUGACUGAUUAUGAGGAAAAAAAAUGAUCUGUUGCCCAAAAACAACCAGUCAAUAAUUGUUUUUUCCUAUCCUUUCCUCCUUUUCUGUUUUACUAAAAUUUGAUUAAUUAGCACUGUCACGUAGUAGAUUAAUCCCACAUCCCCAGGGCUACAUGUAAAUGUGAAAUGUUUGACAUUUCAUUGAAGAUUUGAUCUCAUUUUAAUAAUAAAUCAAUAAGAUUUAUCUGUAUGAUUAUUAUUAUUGUAACCAAACAACAUUUCACUGUAUCAUUAUAUGCAAUUCAACUAGUAGGCCUAUUUACUACUGGUAGCAUGGUUAUCAGGGGCAUAGGGCUACUUUUUAGAUAAUUGUAAUAUUUAUUUGAGAAAUAAUUAAAUUAAUCGAGGUUUGGUCACACUAAUUCAAUAAAUCUUUUACUGAAUAUCAAAUCGCAAAAACGAUUGUACAUUCUUGUGUUUAUAAAAUACAAUAAAUUAUGUAUCCACUUGUUUAACUUCAACAUAAAAUUUGUCUAAAAGUUAGUGAAACUUCUGAUGUUAUCAUCCACAGUCAACUUUCCAUGCAGUGCAGUAUAUGUCAUAUAUGCUUACAGUUCCUUUGAUUAUGUUUUUAGUACUCUUACUGUCUUUUUCUAGAAUGAGACUUUCUUCAUCUGUAACUGAAAUCUUAACCAAUAUGUCCACAUUCAUUUUACGGGUUUGAGCAAAUUAUUUGUAACUAGGCCUAAAUGAAUCAAUGUGUGUUCACUGUACUGUAGAAACUCAUCUGCAAAGCUCUGCUGCAACAUCACACAUGCAAGACAAUGGCCUUGACAACCAGGCAACAUUGAUGCAAUUUUUUGAUCAGCUUUUCAAGGCAACAUUUAAAAUGUUUCAUGCUAUAUGAUGCACUUUUUGCCAAUCACAGCAAAUAACUUAUGCUAGGGAGUAGAAUAAUAUAUUUUGUUAUUCUGUUUUGAGCUCAUCAUUAGUAAGUGUUGGAUUUCUUUGAAAAAAACUUAUUAGUGCCAUCUAAGAUUUUUAUCACUAAGAAUAAUAAAUUAAUUGUAUACUGAUCAUGUUGGUUGUAAAAUAUACAUUGGUACUGAAAAAGAAUGUAUUUGUGAUGAUAAAAGCACUGUAAGUCCUUUUAUUAUUAUUUUUAUUUGUUUUACAUGGAAAUGUUCCCAGAAUAUAUCACUACAAAUUCUAUGAAAACUGUGUGUGCAUCAUCCAAUUAGAAAUGGAACACUUGUUACAUCACUGUGAACAUUCUGUAGAUUACAGAAAGGUUUAUGUUUACAUUAGUAUAAGGAAAUAAGGUUACUUUUUGCAGUAUUCCUAAUUUUAGAGAAGCUUAGUAUCCAUUUCUAAUUAGUAAACCCAACAGCAAGAUGUAAAAACAAAAUCAAGGUUAUGCAUAAAAUAGUAACUGUUAUACAAUUUAAAAUAAAAUGGUUAUAGAUUAGUUAAUGUAACUUCAUUGACUGCUCAAAUAAUAGAACUGGCACAGAUUAACAAGAAGUUCAGUUUAAAAUGCAAUUCAAGAACAUCAUGUUAAUAAAUGGUUCAAACUAAGUAUAUGGUAAUUUUUAUUUAAAAAAAUAAAUAAUAAUCUGUGAGAAGGUGUCAGUAAAAUUGCAAAAUUUUCUAAAAGUUGAUUGUAACUGUAGGAAGCUAAAACAAAAUCCUGGUUAAUGUAAAGUUCAAAUUAAGUAUUUUGUAACAUUUUAUUUGGAAAAUUAAAAUUGAGAAAGCAAAUUGUCAAUACAAUUGCACAACAUUUUCAAAAGGGGGAUUGCAGAACAAAGUAGUCUGCAUCAGUAGCAUCAAGUAAGUCUUACAUAAGAAGGAUAUAUG
This is a messenger RNA of Limulus polyphemus (Atlantic horseshoe crab), 4323 nucleotides long. Its product is annotated as guanine nucleotide-binding protein G(o) subunit alpha-like. Lineage: Eukaryota; Metazoa; Arthropoda; Merostomata; Xiphosura; Limulidae. The transcript is spliced from 10 exons. Bases 204 to 1283 code for a protein of 359 amino acids. Gene Ontology annotation, cellular component: heterotrimeric G-protein complex. Gene Ontology annotation, molecular function: G protein-coupled receptor binding; guanyl nucleotide binding; G-protein beta/gamma-subunit complex binding. The record is from RefSeq and is a predicted model, not a curated record. Gene Ontology annotation, biological process: adenylate cyclase-modulating G protein-coupled receptor signaling pathway; Rho protein signal transduction.